Aspergillus niger is the source of this 2202-nucleotide messenger RNA. RefSeq lists its product as uncharacterized. The record is from RefSeq and is a predicted model, not a curated record. Lineage: Eukaryota; Fungi; Ascomycota; Eurotiomycetes; Eurotiales; Aspergillaceae. The transcript has 4 exons. Bases 1 to 2202 code for a protein of 733 amino acids.
AUGAAGUCGAUCAGUGCCGUCCUCAUUGCCCUUCUGGCUGCCUCUGUCUCUGCGGGCCCCGUCGUUACCACCGUGACCAUUGCCCUGGCCAACGACCAAACUGGUGCCCAGGGAAGUGCCGCCAUCCCCGCCGACGGCAGCGAACAGAGCAUCUCCGCACUGUACGGAGGUACCGGAGUCGGUUCCGGUGGAGUCAUCAAGGCCUCGUCGGCGCAAUUGACCAACUUCCAGGCGAACACCAACUGCGUGAUCACGAAAUACGGAUCGGUUCUGGCCACCCUGAACUCCCGGAACACCUAUGUGGACUUGGAUGGAAACCCGAGUGCUGCGCAGCCGGUGGAUCUGAGUGCUGCCAGCGUCAAAUGCCAUCACAAUGCAGUAGAAGUCACCCUAAUUGCCUUGCCAAGGAGACAGUCAAUAGCAGAGUAUAUUGAAGUUGUUCUUCAAGAAAUGACAGCAGGCCCACAAGAAACCUUAUCUGGCGGCCCAAGUCAUCCGAGGGCCAUGACUUUCCUGUCCGUCUCCGGAUCCGAGUCCCCGGACAUCUCCUCCGUUGCUCAACCGAGGGUGACUCUGUUCAAAUUUCAUCAAGGUACUAGUAUGCCGCCGACAGUCAGCACAAAACAAGCAUCAGUUCACUCCGUGAUGCACAAGCAACUACUAGUUCGGCUUACAUCUCCUGACCAAAAUAUUCCACCUUGCGACCAACUGAUCAACAAGUGGAUGAACUGCUCUCAGCUGUCCCCCACUUUUGUUGCUGCAAACCAACACGACGAUCUCCCGUGGGCCUCGAGAAUCCUUGCUUUGUUUGUAGCUCUGCAGCUCCGCAGCGGCGGCUCCAGACCCUUGCAGGUGCCGCUCUCAACCAAGGAUCCGACGAUGAACAUAUCAGAACUUUAUCUGAGGUUGAGGCAUAGACCUCACAUCAAACCCAUACCUUAUAUACUUCCUAUCACAUCUCUCCAUGGAACCCUACCCCUUAUCCUUGAACCACGCAAUGACCAAACAACCGCCAUGAACACCACCACCACCACCACAGCUAUAGCAUCCUACUACACCCUCCCCCGCGCAGACAGCUACACCGCGAUAUCCCUCAUCUCCAUCUCCACCUUCACCUGUCUCCUCCUCUACUACCUCAUCUUCGACCUCUCCUUCUUCACAACAACAUCCACAUCCACAUCCACGAAACCCCGCCCUCUAACAGUCCCAACCACCACCCUCCUAACAACCACCACCACCACCCUCCUCUCCAGCACCUUCUGCAUCCUCCUCCUCUUCCACCACACCCACACACCCACCCGCAUCGCCUCAGCCAUCCUCUUCGUCCUCACCACCACAGCAGCCAGCAUCACCAACACCCUCCUCCUCUACUUCUCCCUCCCACUAAUAACAAUCCACCAACGCCCUCAAGCCCACUUCCAGCUCCGGAUUCAACGAAUCCUCCUCUCCACCAUAAUAGCAACCAUCCUACUCUUCCAACUCCCCCACGUGAUCGUCGCUCCCGCCGCAGCCACCCUCUACAAAGACGGCCACUGGACGCACGCAGUCACAAUCCUCUCACGGAUCUCCGUCACGGCGUACUGCACGCGAGAAAUACUCCUCCUGGCUGUCUAUACCUGGGGUGUGAUCAAAUACCUCCGACCUGUUAUACACCACUUCCACUAUGAAUCAACCCACCAAGACAGACAACGAAUCUGCUCCACCCUCCUCGUAGCAGGCUGCAUCUCCCUCAUCCUCAACAUAGCCAACAUCGUGGCCGUGUAUACUGUUCACAACGCCGCGGCGAUGGCUUUCUUCCCAUUCGUGGUUAGUACCAAGGUCCUCGUUGAGGGUGUGGCGGUGGGGAGGCUCGUUGGGUUUGUUGGUGCGUCGCGACAGCCGAGGUGUGUGUAUUCGAUUCAUGGGGGUGGUGGUGGUGGUGACUCGAGGAGGGGGAGUGCGCAGCCGCUUAUUACUUCUACUUAUUCUUCUGCGUCGACUAUGUCUGGGGGUCUUGGGGCUGUGGAGACGAAGGAUUGUGGUAGUGACCGGGAUGAAAGUCCGGUGGGUGUCCAGGGGAGGGAUAAAGAGUGGUAUACUAGGAACAGGAUUGGGUCUGUUGAUACGAUUGUGUCUGUGGCGGAGCCGCCGCUGGCUCAUUCGGUGGGGCAUUUGGUGCAGGAGAUGCCGGAUUUAGAGGGUGGUAGUGGUGUUUGGUGUUAG